This is a messenger RNA of Nematolebias whitei (Rio pearlfish), 1531 nucleotides long. It is a transcript of the gene ndufaf1, whose product is annotated as NADH:ubiquinone oxidoreductase complex assembly factor 1. The transcript has 5 exons. NCBI's taxonomy places the organism in Eukaryota, Metazoa, Chordata, Actinopteri, Cyprinodontiformes, Rivulidae. The record is from RefSeq and is a predicted model, not a curated record. The coding region runs from base 285 to 1196 and encodes 303 amino acids. Gene Ontology annotation, biological process: mitochondrial electron transport, NADH to ubiquinone; mitochondrial respiratory chain complex I assembly. Gene Ontology annotation, cellular component: mitochondrion.
AGUAUUUGUGGUGCACAAAAGCUGCAGUUGCCGUAAAUUACUCUUUUACAGAUUUUUUACUAUCGGCUAUAGUUAUAUUAGAGUAGUUAUAGUAGUUUGUAAUAAAUUACGUUGUUAUUUAAUGUUUGUAUCCUUUGUAGGUGAAUGUUUUAUUAACCUAGCUCCGUUUCCGGCGUGGACAGGACAACCUUGAGCAGAUAAAGCCGUCUUUUAUUCACAACAGUGCUGUGAUAUUUUUCGCUGGAAAACUGAACAACCUCUGAUAUUCCAACAACAGGUCAGAAAUGGCCCUCCUGAAAACUUCACGUCUUCCUCCACUGAAGCUGCUGAGCUCCAUCUAUGCCCCACACCUGCUCCUUCGCUCCAUCACUCCUGGACCUCUGCUCAGAACAGGUUUGAACCAGAGUACAUACCACAGGCCCGGCCAACCCAAAGAGAAGAAGUUUCCAUGGGAGAAUAUAGAAUUUAACCUCUCAAAGGGUGUGAAGAGGUUAAAGCGUCAGUUCAGACUGUUGUUCAAAUUGCUUUCUGACCCCUGGAUUGGUCCAGAGGGCAAACCGCUCGUUGACCACAUGCUGGAGCAGAACAGGGUUUUGUGGGAGUUUAGAGGACCUGAGAGUCUGCAGGAGUGGAUCUUUUCUUCUGAUGAAGUGAUUGGAGGACAGAGCAGAGUUUACCUGAAGCUGGGAAAGAACAAUACGUGUUUUCUGUACGGGACUCUUUGUUCAGUUCCUCCAAAUGACGGAGAGACGGACUACAGUGGAUACUGCACCCUGCGCUCCAGACAACGUCUGGGUUGGCUUGACAGGAAAAAGCACUUCGAUUUGUCCAGUUUCAACACUCUGCAUUUGCGGAUUCGUGGUGACGGCCACCAGUGGAUGAUCAUCAUCAAUUCAGAAACGUACUUCAGUCAUCACAAGGACGACCUGUACGUCUACUUCCUGUACACCAGAGGAGGACCCUACUGGCAGGAUGUGAAGAUCCCUUUCUCCAAGUUCUUCCUGACUCAUAAGGGGAGAAUACAAGAUCGUCAGCAUCCACUCGCUCUGGACAAGAUUAAUACCAUUGGCUUCACUCUGGCAGACAAGGCAGACGGUCCAUUCCAGCUGGAGAUCGACUUCAUUGGUGUUAGCAAAGAUUACGCUCACACCGAGGACUUCGCCUACGAAACGUACCAGAGGAACCCAGAAGUUUAGGGACGGCCACAGCGCAGCAGACAAACCAAGAGACGUGGACAACAGAAACUUUCUUACAUGGAAAUGUUCAAACAGAGGUUCUAAAAUUCAGUUUCCUGAAGAGACGCGUCAACAAGUGAGAAUUUAUCCACAAGACGACUCGUCCUGUGACGUCCUUUAAGAAGAAAAGACUUUCCAUGUUAAGUAUUUUAGGAUUUUAUUGUAAAAAAAAAAAAAAAAAACCAAUAAAAAUAAACUGGGGAAACUACACAAACAUUAACAAAUCACAAGAUAACAUUUUUGAAGUCAAAGUUUCAACCUUAUAAAGAAUUUAAGUUAAAAAAAAAAAAACAAAU